This is a messenger RNA of Larimichthys crocea (large yellow croaker), 499 nucleotides long. RefSeq names its product guanine nucleotide-binding protein G(I)/G(S)/G(O) subunit gamma-7. The transcript has 2 exons. Gene Ontology annotation, biological process: G protein-coupled receptor signaling pathway. Gene Ontology annotation, molecular function: G-protein beta-subunit binding. Lineage: Eukaryota; Metazoa; Chordata; Actinopteri; Sciaenidae. Bases 197 to 415 code for a protein of 72 amino acids. Gene Ontology annotation, cellular component: heterotrimeric G-protein complex. The record is from RefSeq and is a predicted model, not a curated record.
UUUGAACUGCUCCCAACAGUGAAUAAAAAGGAGGGUACAAGUGAGGAAGGAAAGUCAGGAGCUUCUCUGACCAGACUCUCCUGCACGACCUGAGCAGACUCUUUGGAUCGGGUAAAAUACAUCAUUUCCCGGCUGCUCCUUCUGGUGUAGAAAAGGGAUACUGGUUCCAGUAAGAUUUGGCUUUGUACUAAAGGCAAUGUCAGGGAAGAUGUGCAGCAGCAACAGUGUUGUUCAGGCACAAAAGCUGGUGGAUCAACUUCAAGUUGAGGCAGGCAUGGAGAGAAUCAAGAUCUCCCUAACAGCAGCAGACUUGGUCCGGUACUGUCAGGACCACAGGCGAAGUGACCCUCUGCUCACCGGCAUCGCUGCCUCGUCAAAUCCUUUCAAAGAUAAGAAGACGUGUGUGCUGCUUUGACAGUCCUCAGAAGAGAUGAGCAACACAUGAGACAUUGGACCAUAUGGACUUCUAUGUGGGAGUGCAAACACAGAUUUCUACUGU